Molecule: messenger RNA, 832 nt
Organism: Chilo suppressalis (striped riceborer)
Lineage: Eukaryota; Metazoa; Arthropoda; Insecta; Lepidoptera; Crambidae
Source: the annotation of a GenBank genome assembly
ACACGAGACUUAUGAUCUUCGCAUCGGUGUACAAAUCGAGAUAGGAAAUGACGAGUGCUAUAUAUCACAUAGGGGGAGACAAGGGCCCUCCUGCGAUCACCUCUGUCAUUAGCCAAUUGAGAGAUUGGCGCGGCAGCAUCGCUGGCACUAACAGUUGCGCCCGGACCCCAUACAAGAACGUACCAGAAAGGCAACCUGAACUGCGCCGAGUUUUGGCACAAAUGUUGCACUUUAAGGCCAAGUUGUUUUUGGGAGUGCUACUGAUUCUUUUGUUUUGGACAUGGCAAAUCGAGGCGAGAAGAGGACGCACCAGGAGCAGAACCAAAUCUAAGGUCCAAAUAGGUUUACCAAUUACCGGAAAAUACAGAGAUCCUGAAUCAGAUCAAUAUUAUAACAAUAAUGAUGGAGCAAAAAUAUUACUCGCAUCUCAUUUUGACUUCGAAUACGUGCUUGGACAUAAAAUUGCAUUUUUGUGCAUCGCUAAAGGAUCCCCAAGACCGCACAUUACCUGGUUCAAAGAUGGAGUCGAGAUAUACGCACAUCACUAUCUACAUAUUCACGAGUGGCCUAUCGGAGAGGAUCGCGUGAAGUCAAAGAUAGAAAUCGACCCCGCUACCCAGAUGGACGCAGGCGUUUAUGAAUGUACCGCAGACAACAUGUACUCCAUAGAUCGACGCUCUUUCAAAACUGACUUCUCUAUUGCAUUUGACUGAAUGUUUUAUAAUACUAAUAAUGCAAGACUUACAAUUAUCCGUAUCAAUUUACAGACAAUAUUCGAAUAAUUUAAAAAAAAUAAAAAGCUGCUGUGAGUUUAAUGUUAAAUAAAUGUUUU